Molecule: messenger RNA, 430 nt
Organism: Scutellospora calospora
Lineage: Eukaryota; Fungi; Glomeromycota; Glomeromycetes; Diversisporales; Gigasporaceae
Source: the annotation of a GenBank genome assembly
GGUGGUAUUAUGGCAAACGUCGUACACGGCUUUCUUUAAGUAAAAUUGAAAAUAUGCAGAAGCUUUCUGCUUUUUAUCUUGCAAAUUUGAAAAAAGAAUUACCAUAUUUUUCCGCUAACAAUAGUGCUGAAGAUUUAUAUGAAGCACUAUCUAAUAUGAAUCUUAGUAAUAAUAAUGAUUACGAUGAAGAACAACCUGCCAGUGAAGAAGUACAAGAUGUGGAGUUUCCAGAAGAAGAAGUGCUUAAAAUUGAGGAAUUGUUGAAUCUUGAUGCAGCUGAUUUUACAAAUGACUUAGGUGAAAUAGUUUUUGAUACUAACUUCGAGUCUUCUGAAGAGGAAAAUGUUAAUGUUCAAAUUAAUGAUGCUGAGAGCAAUGUUGAUGAGGAAAAUUGGGAUCCUGAAAAGGAAGCUGAUAUAAUGUUAAAUUA